GAAGUAGGCGAUUUACUGAAAAUGGCGGCGCCCGUGCGUUUCCCACCGAACAGAGGUUUUCGCCCAAAUGCAAAUGUCGCCCCUUACCCACAAAAUCGUCCAUGGAGAACUAAUUCCCACCUUCCUCCAAAUCCCCACUUUCGCCAAGAAUCACCAAGAUUUGUUGGGCAAACUGGGCUCCAAGGGGCUUUUUACGACCAGAAUGUUACAAAUAACUUAAAAUCAUUUGACCAAAAUCAGUCUCCUGCACGUCCAGCUCUUAUAUUUUCUGGACCAAUGGAAGUUGGUAGUAUUCGUUCACAGUUUCCGCCUCCACAUGUUCAGCAACCUGGCAAUAAUUUGGGGAUUAUGUCUCACAGACUAAAUGCCCCUCCACCACAAACGUCGUUAAAUUCACCUUCAGUUAUUUCGGAUCAGAUGCGUUUUCCACCUCCAGGUUUUAAUGACAGAGAGGUUCACAAUGAACACCAGACAAAUGCAUUCAUACAAAACAAGUUUCAAUCUAAACAUAAGGAUGUGUCUCAUCGCCAAGAGACAGGAAUCAUGACACACCCAUGCAUCAGUGAUGCCACUGACAAAGAAUUUGAAGAAAAGCAUAAAGACCAGGCCUGGCUGAACAGAUGGGUUGCCAGUAGGGUCCAGAAAAAUGCUGCAUCAAGUGAUAGGACCAUUACUAUAAGUGAUGCACAAACAAAAACAAGAGAGCUAAUCGUUCAACUUGCCAGACUGCAGAAAAAUAGACAACUUCUUGAAACAAUGAAAAAUGAAGACUCCAGCAUUUGGGAUCAGAAGUUGAAGGAGGUGAUGAAAAUCAAGUUAGAUGUUGAAAAGCUGCAAAACGAGUUGACGAAAGAGACCACAGUUAAGCAAUUACAAAAACUAGUGGAACAGCGUAGAAAGAAAAGGGCCAGGAGAAAGCAACUCCACAAAAAAGAGUACUUGGCAAAGCAGAAAGAGUUAUCUUCCCGUGAUGAACUUCAUGCAAAGAUUGACAAAGACAUGCAGAAAAUUGUGGAGCAACAGAGAGCUAAGAAACAGGAAGAAGAUAUGGAUAAGGAGGCAGACAUGAUCCUGGGUCAGGUGCGUAAAAAACUCUCAGAGACGGGUCGCUAUCAGCAGCUAUUGGACAGUCUGUCAAAACUGCGCAGGCUGAGGACAGACAGGCUGGAGAGACAGGGUGUGCUGUCCAGCAUUUAUGCAGGGACAGGAAGUAUUGGAGCCAGGAACCAGGUGUUUGAGAAUAAGAUUUCAAGUCUGAAGGAGCUGCUUGACAAACAGAUGAACAUUUAUAAAGCAGAAGAAUCCACACUAAAGGUUCUGUUAGAGAAGGAGCAAAAGGAGACCAAAGAGAAGGAGGAUGCGCAGACACGGCAGAGAAGGGCAGAGGCACUUGAGCGUGAACACACAAUACAGCACAGAAAAUUGUUUGGCAAACCCAAAGUGGCCCAGCCAGGGGACCCUAUAUACAGUUUUCAGCAGUUCUAUGAGUCUGCCAGCCAUAGCUUGGACAACCUGGUGUCUGUAAGAAUGGGUUGGGACAUGCAUCUGACACUGCCCGACACCCCAGGGGCCAGCUGUAUUCCAGAUCACUGGGUGGUCCCAGAGGAUCCAUCAUCUCAUGCCUGGGCUUCGUACCUGGUCACAAAGUCCACUACUCCUUGAUGUAGGGAUCCAAGCUGUAUCAGCUGUAUCCAAUACCAGGGGUGGUGUAAUACAUUUGUAGGCUACAUACCUAGUCACUUACAACGCCUGCAACUACUUGAUUGAGUGAUCCACACCUGAUGCCAGCUGUAUGGCAGACCAAUGGGUGGUAUAACACUGUCCUAUGCUACAUUCUACCCCUUGAUGAAGGGAUCCUCAUCUGAGACAAGCUCUUUGCCGAAGCACUGUGUGCAAUAACACAUUACUUGGCUACACACCUAGUCACACCCAUUCAUCAACCACUUGAUUGAGGUAUCCAAUCCUGAGACAAGGUGAACCCCUUACCACUGGGUUUUGUUACAUAGGCUACAUACAUGGUUUUGAAGUUCACUACCACUUCAUUGAGGGAUCCACUAGAAUUCAGCCUUACACACAACCUAUCUGAUCAAACUGUCCAUGUUCAUGCCCGUACAACAUAAAUAUGAAUAACAAACAUUUUUUAUUGAAGUCUGGAAAUCAAGCAGAAUUUGCUGUUUUUUGUCGUGUAGCACCUAAAAUGUGCAGAGUACUCCAGGCAAUGAUGUUACAGCAAUCUGUGAAACAUGGUCUUAGAUGUGAGUCUGACUUUUCUUGACCUUUGGCUUGGAACUUGUUGAAUUUAUGAAGAUGAUUUUGUAGCAGGACCAUUUGUUUAUCAGGAUGUUCCUUAUCAUUAGUAUAAGAAGAACAGUUUGUCCCAAAAUAUUGAAAGAAUACAAUUUUUAACGAUUAUUUAAGUUUCCGUUAUUUUUAUUUACAUAUCAAAUAAAUGCAAAUGCUUUAUGUAUUUUGUGAAUCUUUUUUUAAAUAUUGGUUGUUAACACAAACGUUACAAAUAAAGUACAAGGCAGUUGUAUCCCAUAA
Molecule: messenger RNA, 2544 nt
Organism: Dreissena polymorpha
Lineage: Eukaryota; Metazoa; Mollusca; Bivalvia; Myida; Dreissenidae
Product: programmed cell death protein 7-like
Exons: 9
Coding region: 22-1662 (546 amino acids)
Source: RefSeq, a predicted model, not a curated record